CAAUCUCUCCGCCGCAAACAACAAAAAUAUCACCAACUCAAACACGCCCAGCUGACGAAGCUUCAACCCAGAUGGAUCCAAUUGGGGUUUCUCUCUACUCUCCCUCUCUGGUCAUCUUCUCUUCAUUUCCUCUUCACACCAUCCCCAGUUUGAGUACAUUGAAAUCAAAGCCUAUUUCGAAGCUCGUUUAUUCCUUUAAGACAAUGGCCGCGGCGUCGGCGCCGAUGACAACGACGACGGAGACGACGAUCUUUGGCUUCAAGAACUUGAUGGAGACUUUCACCGUCGAUGUACACAGAGCAGAAGGAAGGCCCUUGAACGUACCCCUGAUAUCUCCCUUCACGAUUGCCAAUUCGAGGCUCGACAAGGUGGAGAAUGUGGCCAUCAGGGUCGAACUCAAUAAUGGGUGCGCGGGUUGGGGUGAGGCCCCGAUCCUCCCUUUCGUUACCGCCGAGGAUCAGCAUACGGCGCUUGUAAAGGCUGGCGAGGCCUGCGAGUUCCUUAGUCGGAGUCCCCCGAUGACUCUGAGUUUGUUACUCCGCGAGAUUGGUGCUCUUCUUCCUGGACACAAAUUUGCUUCUGUUAGAGCAGGAUUUGAGAUGGCAUUGAUUGAUGCAGCGGCUAAUAGCAUUGGUGUACCUCUUUGGAGAUUAUUUGGCGGGGCAUCAAAUACCAUAACUACUGAUAUAACGAUUCCAAUUGUUUCCCCGACCGAAGCUUCUAGAUUGGCUUCAAACUAUCAGAAACAAGGUUUCGGCACCUUGAAGCUUAAGGUAGGGAAAAACCUUAAUGCAGACAUCGAAACUCUUAAAGCAAUACGGUUGGUCCACCCACAUUGCUUGUUUAUCUUGGAUGCUAAUGAGGGUUACACUUCCAAGGAAGCUAUUGAGGUUCUUGAAAAAUUAAAUGAAAUGGGGGUGACUCCUGUUCUCUUUGAACAACCAGUUCAUAAGGAUGAUUGGGAAGGUCUCAGUCAAGUCAACCGUGUUGCAAAGGAAAAAUAUGGGAUAUCUGUAGCUGCAGAUGAAAGCUGCCGGAGUUUGUUUGAUGUUCAGAAAAUUAUUGAAGGAGAUCUUGCUGAUGUCAUCAACAUAAAACUUGCGAAAUUUGGGGUUAUGGGAGCCCUUGAAAUUAUUGAGGUAGUGAGAAGAUCAGGCUUGAAUCUGAUGAUUGGUGGCAUGGUUGAAACUAGACUUGCUAUGGGCUUUGCUGGUCAUCUUGCUGCCGGACUUGGCUGCUUCAAAUUUGUUGAUCUAGAUACACCCCUUCUGUUGUCGGAGGAUCCGGUUUUUGGGGGUUAUGAAGUUUGUGGUGCUGUUUAUAACUUCACCAAUGCUAGAGGUCAUGGCGGUUUCCUUCAUUGGGACACUACUGCAUGGUAUUAACUUCUCUUUCUUCUGAUAACAUGUGCUGCUAAAUAAGACAAUGGUGGGGCUCCAGUUGAACAUUGUUUUCCAGCAAACAAGGAACUGGGCAAAGAACUUUUUCUGAAGACCAUGGUCAUUGGUUCGACAAAUCCUGAAGUGAGAUGGCCAAAGAGAUCAGCAACUCUUGAUCUUCUUUUCUGAGUGGCACAUUUUUAAGCCUUGUUGGCAUUUCCCAAAAAUUGUCACAAUUGGAUGUACCUGUCAAAUACCAAUGUUGAUUCAUGUCAUUGUGUAUUCUAGGUAGACCCACCCCAAGUUAAAUUGGUUUGGGUAUAGAUCUAUUUGUCUCACUGUGACUUCUUUACAGCUGUAUAGAUAAUAGUAAUUUCUCCAUGUUCAGUGCUGCUGGCUGUUUUUGAAAA
Molecule: messenger RNA, 1789 nt
Organism: Telopea speciosissima
Lineage: Eukaryota; Viridiplantae; Streptophyta; Magnoliopsida; Proteales; Proteaceae
Product: L-Ala-D/L-amino acid epimerase
Exons: 8
Coding region: 72-1385 (437 amino acids)
Molecular function (GO): racemase and epimerase activity, acting on amino acids and derivatives
Source: RefSeq, a predicted model, not a curated record